This is a messenger RNA of Coprinopsis cinerea okayama7#130, 438 nucleotides long. RefSeq lists its product as hypothetical. NCBI's taxonomy places the organism in Eukaryota, Fungi, Basidiomycota, Agaricomycetes, Agaricales, Psathyrellaceae. The coding region runs from base 1 to 438 and encodes 145 amino acids. The transcript has 5 exons. The record is from RefSeq and is a predicted model, not a curated record.
AUGUCCACGAGGGUCGGGGAAAGGCAACUUGAAAGCGUCUCUGGUUCAGUCAAUGCAUGGCGCAAAGUCCUGCGACAAAGUGCACCUUCAUCAGCCUGCGUGCGCACCCAUUUACCGGAAACCUUGAUGGCUAGCCGUCUCAGAACAGCUGGUUCCAGCACCCCGAGUGUCUCCAACCAUGGCUCUCCCAUCGUUGUCUUUGCAAUGGACUUUGGCCCUUGCCAUUUCCCUUGCUCUACAGGUGUCAUCGUCGAUAGCCAUCUCGAUGAAACACUCUGGAGAAUGCGAUCGACUACAGGUUCGGAAGGAAUGAUCAGCAAGUCAGCAAAGUUCGAGAGCCGUUCAUUGCUUGAACUCGCGACCUCCCCUCAACUCGUCUGGCAUUGCGACUUCGAGCUCGAAGUUCACAAAGCUACAGGCGAAGAACUCUUGACGUAG